AUGUCUUUCUUAGUAAGACAAUGCGUCCGGAGGGUUUUGAGGCCGGCGAUUUCUAUCACAAAUUCUUUCUCAACAACCAGUGCCGCAUUCACUCCCAAAGUUCAGAAACCAGCACCAGACUUUUGUGCUACAGCUGUUGUGAAUGGAGAAUUUAAUCAGAUGAAAUUGGCUGACUUUUCUGGAAAAUAUGUUGUACUUGUAUUUUAUCCUUUAGAUUUCACUUUUGUAUGUCCCACUGAAUUAAUAGCGUACAGUGAACGGGCCAAAGACUUUGCAGGAAUAGACUGUCAAGUGAUUGGUGUCUCAACAGAUUCUGAAUUCAGUCACCUUGCUUGGGUUAAUACUCCUAGAAAGGAUGGUGGAUUAGGUAAAAUAGACAUCCCUCUUCUGGCUGACUACAAGAAACAAAUCUCUACAGACUAUGAUGUUCUUCUCGAUAGUGGAUUUGCGCUCAGAGGUCUCUUCAUCAUUGACAGAGAUGGUAUUUUAAGGCAUAUGUCUGUAAAUGACCUGCCAGUUGGUAGAUCAGUGGAAGAAACUCUGAGAUUGGUUAAAGCUUUCCAAUUUGCUGACAAACAUGGUGAAGUUUGUCCUGCCAACUGGAACCCGGACAGCAAUGCUGAUACAAUUAAACCGAACCCCAAAGAAAGCAAGGAAUACUUUCAGAAGGCAAAUUAG
Leptosia nina is the source of this 678-nucleotide messenger RNA. NCBI's taxonomy places the organism in Eukaryota, Metazoa, Arthropoda, Insecta, Lepidoptera, Pieridae. The record is from the annotation of a GenBank genome assembly.